AGCAGGGCAGAGUGACUGACGCUACAGUGCUUCUCAAACACUUAUGUUUAGUGUCAACUCUGGACUAAAACUCUAAUUUGGUUGGACCUACUUUAAAGCUUGCAUAGUGGAUGAAAUACUAGGUAAGGAGAGGCAAGCUGGAGGAGUUAUGGAGCCUCCCAGCAGCUCAGGGCUGGAUACCGUUAUUGUGCCCCAGUCUGAAGCUUCUGACCUGGUGGAGAGACAGGGGCUGACACACUCUCUCAGAGUGCAAGUGGAUGGAAGUGUUUUCACUGUAGACAGGGCAUUGCUGGCCCUGAAUUCGGAGUACUUUCGUGCUCUUUUUCGUUCUGGGAUGAGGGAAAGCCAUCAAGAUGAGCUCUAUUUGCAGGGAGGCCUGAGGGCAAGGGGUUUCCUCAUAGCUCUGGCUGUUGCAAGGGGUGAGCAGCCAAGCAUCAGGGACCCUGAUGAACUUGUGGAAGCUGUGGAGUGUGCUGCCUUCCUUCAAGUAGACACCUUGACGCAGUAUCUUAUAGACAUCAUAGACACAGACAACUGCUUCCUCCUGUACCAUACAGCAGCCAUGUUUGGCCUGUUGAGAUUGUUUCACAGCGCAGCAGUAUUUAUCCGUGAUUCCUAUCGGGAUCUGAAUGAAGCAGCACAGGUUCUGCCAGAAGAGAUGAUUCAUUACGUGGAGUCUCUCACACCUGCUUCUUUCAUUGCUAUGGGAACACAUUCGCCCUCAAUGAAAAUCCUGCAGGACUCCUCCAGGACCGUAUGGUACCUGAAAGAGGAGCAAGGAGUGUGGAAGUACCUGACUGACCUUCCCACAGAGGCCAGCACCUCCAUGGCAGGGGUGGCUGUGGUGGAGAACCGUCUGUAUGUGGUGGGAGGUGUGCGAGGGGUGAGCAUGGAGGCGGUGGACUUCAGUUACUGCUAUGACGCAGAGAGCAACUCCUGGAGUGUGUUUGAUGGACCUCAGCAGCCUAGAUACAACUUCACACUUGUGGGUCAUGAAGGACACUUGUAUGCCUUUGGUGGUGAAUAUGAUAAGAGAAUAAUGUCUUCCGCAGAGGUGUGUGACGUUUCGAAGCGCAAGUGGACUUUUGUGAAAAAUGCCCCAUGUCCCAUGGCAGGAGCAGCAAGUGCUGUGGCCCGAAGGAGGAUCUUUGUGUGUUUCUGGAAGCCACCUAAUACUACAGAUAUCUAUGAAUAUAUACCACUCAGGGAUGAGUGGAUCCUGACUACAACUAUGAUACAUUAUCAGAGUUAUGGCCACUGCAUGGUGGCGCAUGGUGACAAACUGUAUGUGAUGAGGAAUGGUCCUUGUGAUGACUUCUUACGCUGCCUAAUGGACUGCUACAACAUCACCACAGGCCAGUGGACAUCCAUGCCAGGGCAUUACAUCAACAGUCGUGGAGCCCUGUUUACAGCUAUGGUGAGAGGGGACUCAGUGUUCACAGUGAACCGCAAUCUGACACUGGAGUACCUGAUUUGUGGUGAUAACUGGAAACCACACAGACAGAUGAUGGGUUUUCCAAAGAGUGGAUCACUCUGGACAUGCAUGCUCAGACUUCCCAGGACCGAAAAUAAAGAGGAAGUUAUUACUAAAAAUCACCAACUGGAGACUGCUACUGAUGAUCAAAACAAAGAUGACAAUGUGUAGGUUAACUUAUGACAAUGUAAUAUUUUUAUAUUUGUAAGCAAGAUAUUUGUUAUUCUCUUAUAAUAUAUAAUGUAUUAAUACUGUGGUUAGAGAGGGCCACAACUUAUUCAAUUAUCAAGCCACUUUGGAUAUAAUUCAAGUGGACAAGAACAGGGAAAAUUGUUCAAGGUGUUCUAGGGAAAAUCUCUCCCUUUCUAUCACUACUUCGCUUACGCACAUGAACAGCACAUCCACUCUAGCAGUGGUUUUCAAAUGGCUGAUGCAGGUGUUGUUAAUCACUGGCAGCACCCUGUGGAUCUGUAGAUGGAUCUGGAGUUCAAAGACUUCUCACUUGGCUCCACUAAUUCUCUCCAUCCUCCUGUAUGUCUAUCCGCCUGACUACAGCAACCCACAGAGCAACAACACACUUAAACAGCACACCCUCUCUGCAUUUUGCACUUAGGAUGGGGAUUAAUACCUUGGUACUUAAAAUGAUUACAGCACCUAUAAAACCAGAAUUUAUUAGAGAUAUAUAGUAUCCCUAAUGGAAAUUUACAGUCAUUCAUAAGGUUUAUGUAGAAACAUGGGCAUGUCUUUUUUAUUAAACUAAGCGUUAGAAAUAAACUCAUUCGGCUGCUACAUAGGUUCAAGCACACACUAAAAAAACAGCAGAUAACACAAGCAGAAGUCACUGUUAUACAAAUAAAAUAUGACUAUAUAAAACAUUAUCAUGCAAUAUGCAAUAUAAUGUAUAACCCUGCAAAUGGUCAUUUUCUAUAGCCUGUAUAGUCUAAUAAAGUAAUUGUUUGGGUUGCUUUUAAACAUAACAGUUUACAGGUGAAAUACAGUGGAGUGCAAAACUUUGUAUCCCCCUUAGAUUAAAACUAAAUGCAGUUAUAAAGGCAAACGUUAGAGAAAGGUAGAUGCUUUUGAACUGAUACAAUUUUAUUUUUCUUCACUAAUAUUUCUUAACAUACACUCUUUCACCAUUUUUUCACAAUGCAGCAACAUAUAUGAAACCCAAAUCACACUAAAUAUCUUGUUUCCUAUAGAUUACAUUUGUUUUCUUCAUCUUUCUUAAGAGGAUGCAAACGUUUCCUGAACUGAAACUGAAAGCUGAAAAUAAACAUUCACACUCAUUAUCCAUCAAGACAGGUGUGUAACUGAAUCUGUCUAAGUGACUGAGCAACUUUCUGUUAUAAUGAUCAUAUGUUAUAAUUAUUGAGUGAUAUGCCUGCUGUAACAGAGGC
Molecule: messenger RNA, 2874 nt
Organism: Pangasianodon hypophthalmus (striped catfish)
Lineage: Eukaryota; Metazoa; Chordata; Actinopteri; Siluriformes; Pangasiidae
Product: kelch repeat and BTB domain-containing protein 13
Exons: 1
Coding region: 149-1645 (498 amino acids)
Molecular function (GO): protein binding
Source: RefSeq, a predicted model, not a curated record